AUGGCUGAGUGGCAGGGGAGGGGGAGUCACGUACCUGGAAGGGUUCACAAGUCUUCCGGCAAGCCGAACCACAAGUGUUCCCUCUUCAGCCGUAGGCUGGUGUUGUUGGUUGAGGUUUUUGGAGGCGUGGAGAAACUCGAGCCUCUCGAAGAGAUGGCUGAGUGGCAGGGGAAGGGGAGUCACGUACCUGGAAGGGUUCACAAGUCUUCCGGCAAGCCGGACCACAAGUGUUCCCUCUUCAGCCUGAGGCUGGUGGUGGUUGAGGGUGAUGAAGUCGAGGCGAGGCGUGGAGAAACUCGAGUCUCAUACGAGACCGAGUGGCAGGAAGGGGGAGUCACGUACCUGGAAGGGUUCACAUGUCUUCCGGCAAGCCGGACCACAAGUGUUCCCUCUUCAGCCAGAGGCUGGUGGUGGUUGAGGGUGAUGAAGUCGAGGCGAGGCGUGGAGAAACUCGAGUCUCAUACGAGACCGAGUGGCAGGAAGGGGGAUCCACGUACCUGGAAGGGUAUCACAAGUCUUCUGGCGGACCCAGACCACAAGUGA
Aspergillus heteromorphus CBS 117.55 is the source of this 543-nucleotide messenger RNA. RefSeq lists its product as uncharacterized. NCBI's taxonomy places the organism in Eukaryota, Fungi, Ascomycota, Eurotiomycetes, Eurotiales, Aspergillaceae. The record is from RefSeq and is a predicted model, not a curated record. The transcript has a single exon. Bases 1 to 543 code for a protein of 180 amino acids.